AUGGCACAGUUUCCAAAGUCACAGAACACAAAUUCGUUUGGGCCAGUACACAUAGUCGAAUCUGUAAUAAAGCAUACGCAUACGGCAAUCCUCCUACAUGGACGAGGCAGCAACGGCCCAGAGUUUGCCCAAGAGCUUUUUAACGAAACUCUAUUCGCUGAUGGAACCAACAUGUCCCAGCAGCUUCCAAACUGGCGAUGGGUUUUUCCGUCUUCGCGUGAAAUCUGGAGUGAGACGUUCCAGGAGGAUAUGCCGGCUUGGUUUGAGGCCUAUUCUUUGACGGAUACAACAGCGAAGCAGGAUCUGCAAAUACCGGGCAUAAAAGAGUCGACUGAAUACAUCAACAAAAUCAUCGACGCAGAAAUUAAAAGCCUUGAUGGAGCAAGUAAUAGAGUCGUGUUGGGCGGAAUUAGUCAAGGAGGAGCGAUAGCGAUGUGGACUCUUCUUCGCUACCGAAUUGAAAAACCACUGGGUGCGUUUUUCGGCACAAACACUUGGCUUCCUUUCGCUUUGAGUCUUCAGGAUUACCUUAGUCAGAGUCCAGCUGUUGAAAAAGAUGAAGGGGACGCAUUCAUGAUUGAUAUGCUUGGUCAGCCAACAUCGCAGAACUCAGAUCUAUCUACACCCAUUUUUCUUGGUCACGGAACAGACGAUGCUUACGUCGAUGUAGAACUGGGACGACAAGCUCGGGAGACCCUCAAUCGCGUUGGCUAUUCGGUAGAGUGGAAAGAGUACAAAGGUGCGGAGUUGGAGGGCCAUUGGAUCAAGGCGCCUGAAGAGCUGGAAGACUUGAUUAAAUUCUUUACAACAAGGUUGGAACCGGCUUGA
Messenger RNA from Fusarium poae, 828 nucleotides. RefSeq lists its product as uncharacterized. Gene Ontology annotation, molecular function: palmitoyl-(protein) hydrolase activity; carboxylic ester hydrolase activity. Bases 1 to 828 code for a protein of 275 amino acids. Gene Ontology annotation, cellular component: cytoplasm. The record is from RefSeq and is a predicted model, not a curated record. Gene Ontology annotation, biological process: protein depalmitoylation. Lineage: Eukaryota; Fungi; Ascomycota; Sordariomycetes; Hypocreales; Nectriaceae. The transcript has a single exon.